Messenger RNA from Microplitis mediator, 1646 nucleotides. RefSeq names its product transcriptional adapter 3-B (gene Ada3). Gene Ontology annotation, biological process: regulation of transcription by RNA polymerase II. Gene Ontology annotation, cellular component: SAGA complex. Bases 164 to 1540 code for a protein of 458 amino acids. The record is from RefSeq and is a predicted model, not a curated record. The transcript has 2 exons. Gene Ontology annotation, molecular function: transcription coactivator activity. NCBI's taxonomy places the organism in Eukaryota, Metazoa, Arthropoda, Insecta, Hymenoptera, Braconidae.
UAAUAAUUAGAUAAUUUAAUUAAAUUAAUAAAAUAUAUUUGAAAUUUAUUUAGCAAAUAAAUUUUGAAAUUUCGCUGAUUGAAACAAGAAAUGCAGACGUCAUAACCUUAAAUCAAGUGAUACAUCUGUUUUAAUUAAAAAAAUAAAAACUGUCAAGUGAAUCAUGUCGGGGAAAGGUAAACUAAAUGUUAAAAAGACACCUGUAAAAAUUCGUGAUAAUAAAUCACAGGCACCAGUACAAACAGCAGACACUAGUUCUGAUAGCGUGGAAAUGUCAUUUGCGCUGUCAGUGAUAAAAGUAUCAGAGAACAGUAAAUUACUACCGCGUUACACGAGUAUUCUUCAACGAACAAAUGAAGACAGCGUUGGAAUGGAAGACUUGGAUACCCUGCAGCUGGAGUUGGAGACUCUGCUGUCAUCAGUGGUGGUAAGAAGCCGCUUGCUUCAAGAAGAGAUAACGUGUUUGACUUCCGCUGAGGAACGACGCGAUAAACGAUCAAAAAGCGGCAAAGGUUUGUCGUUUGAAAAAAAAUUACGGGAUGAAAAGUCACGAAUAAAGGACACAUAUUUCAAGGGACAGUCGCCUUUGUCAACGAAAUUGUUGAAAGCCAAAGCUCUGGCUGCUGGUAAUUCCGCAAAUCAAAUCGUACCAAAUCCUCAUGAAAUUGUCCGAGUCGAAGGUUCAAAAACAGACGUACCAAAAUUAUUGCUGCCGAAAAAUGACACUACUAAUAAAUUUUGGGCGUCUGUUGAUCCUUAUUGUGCUGAUAUAAUGCCAGAUGAUAUUAAAUUAUUGGAGGAACUGAUAGCGACCCACUCGGAUCUUGGUGAGUUCAAAAAAAUUCCUGCUCUGGGAAGACAUUACAGCUACACGUGGGCACACAAUGAUUUACUCCAAGAAGAAGAAGCGGGAAAUCUUAAUCGUGAUAAGAAAAAAAAUCGUACGGACGUGUCUGCAUUGAUGUCCAAAGUUGAUAAAAAGACAACUGGUAUCGCUGGACCAUUGACCCAACGACUGGUGUCAGCAUUGAUGGAAGAAAAUGUCUACGUUCCAAAUAAUAGUGAUAAUAAAGUAUUCCGAGAGGGUGACCCGCCAGUGCUACGCGACCUCACCAUUCAAAAUUCAAUGAACCUCGAGAUGCGCAUGCACAAGGAGUUGGUGGAACAGGGCAUCCUCGAGCCAGACUCACACAGAAAGAACCAAGAGGACGAUGAAAUACUUGCUGAAAUAAAACGCUGUCAGCAAGACCUACUGACAUUAUCUAGUCACAACGUGGUCCAGCUGAAGCGGCUGCUGAGUCUCGCCCAGGAGGAGAGCAAACGACAAGCACUGAAACGAAAAAUAAGCGCUAUUGAUAACGAAGUUGUUGAGCAUUACAAUAAACUGAUCAUGUCCAAGCAACGGAAAGUGCCUUUGACUAAAAAAGAACAGGACAAGGCAUGGGCAAGUCUCAGGGAACGCGAAGGACUACUCCAGCAGCUCAAUGUCUUGCCGUCUAAUAAUAUUGGAGAGCCUGUCAGUAGUAAUGUCACAACCUAGCGAAUUUAAUUGUGUAUUAAAUAACAAAUUGAUUUAAUAAAAUCAGACAAUUGUAUUUAAGUAUUUAUUUAAUUAAUUAUUUAAAUAAAACCCUGAUUUAUUUAUA